Chrysoperla carnea is the source of this 1184-nucleotide messenger RNA. It is a transcript of the gene Pef, whose product is annotated as peflin. The transcript is spliced from 3 exons. Gene Ontology annotation, molecular function: calcium ion binding. NCBI's taxonomy places the organism in Eukaryota, Metazoa, Arthropoda, Insecta, Neuroptera, Chrysopidae. Gene Ontology annotation, biological process: COPII vesicle coat assembly. The record is from RefSeq and is a predicted model, not a curated record. The coding region runs from base 59 to 730 and encodes 223 amino acids.
ACGUGACGUCAUAUGACGUAUGAUUAAUUAAACAAUUGAAGUUUUUUUAAAGUGAAACAUGUAUCCUGGAUUGGGAGAUCAGUCUGGUGGAUAUUCUGGUGGGUAUCCAGGACAACAACCUGGAAAUUAUUCCGCUGGUGGUUACGGUCAACCUGGCGGACAGGGAGGCUAUGCUCCUGGAGGCCCGGGAGGUUAUGGCGCCCCAGGCGGUCCCGGUUAUGUUCAACCGGAAAUUCAACAAUGGUUCAAUGCAGUAGAUCGUGAUCAUUCAGGAAAAAUUAAUUCUGAAGAAUUACAAGCGGCAUUGGUCAAUGGCCAAGGCAAAAAUUUCUCUGAUAGUGCAUGUAAAUUAAUGAUUGGUAUGUUUGAUACCGAUCACAGUGGUACAAUCGAUGUCAACGAAUUUCAACAGUUAUACAACUACGUUAAUCAAUGGAUAUCAGUUUUUCGAGCCUACGAUCGAGAUCAAUCUGGCAGUAUCGAAGAAGCAGAAUUAUCACAAGCAUUAACACAGAUGGGAUUCCGUUUCUCACCACAAUUUGUUAAUUUCUUAAUUAAUAAAUCGGAUGCGGAAAGUCAUACAAAAAUUACUGUUGAUCAAUUUAUUGUACUAUGUGUACAAAUACAACGAUUUACAGAGGCAUUUAGACAACGUGAUUCAGAAAAGAGUGGAGUUAUUUCGAUUAGUUUUGAAGAUUUUUUAACUGUGGCAUUACAAUGCUCAUCCUAAAAUAUAGUAUUUUUUUAUUUAACGGCUGGAUUUAAAUUAAGCGGAGGGGGUAGGUGUAAAAUUCAUGUAAAUGGGCUGUAAUUUUGAAAGUUGAUUAUUAAUAUCUUGGAACAGGUCCGUGUGCAAGAAUCAUACAAAGGGGGAGGGGAGGAGGUUUAUACUGUAGUUCAUCAUGUUUGAUCAUAUUGCAAUAAAAAAUAAAUGAUAUUACGUCAGAAUGUGAUAUUCAGUCACUAUUUUUCAAAAAGUUAAUUCUGCGAAAUGCAGAAAAAAACUCUGUGCGUAUCGAUCUCUACACCGCGAUGAAUAUUGAGCGAUGCUAAACCUUUUAGCCAAUCUUCAGACAUUGUUGGUUUAAGGUAUGAUUUGCGACGAUACAAAGUUGAACAGAAGACAUUCGUCGCUGUUGUCACAGGAAAAACUGCCAGAACGCGAAGCAUUUGGUAGACAUUUG